Pectinophora gossypiella (pink bollworm) is the source of this 406-nucleotide messenger RNA. RefSeq lists its product as uncharacterized. The coding region runs from base 8 to 385 and encodes 125 amino acids. The transcript is spliced from 3 exons. The record is from RefSeq and is a predicted model, not a curated record. NCBI's taxonomy places the organism in Eukaryota, Metazoa, Arthropoda, Insecta, Lepidoptera, Gelechiidae.
UCCAAAAAUGGGUAGAGUGCGCAUUGGUUCUGAAAGAUUGCAAAGUGUGCUGAACUUACAAAAACAGAAAAGGUUUUUCUCAUCGCCACGCGUGAGAUCUCGCCUCCGCAUCGACGCUUAUCCAACAUUAUUUAGUGCUGAUGAGAUCACUACUGAUAUUGGGGCAUAUAGCUUACACCACGACGCCGAUGGAACCAAAAAUGUCUCUCAUGAGCACAAUUUUUGCAAGAGGAGACUGCAUGAAAACCAUUCCUACAGCAAAGUUGAAGUUCCAGAGAAAAGUAGUGAUGCACACAUUUACUCCACACCUCGACGCCCUAGACGAAGAAGGCGUGUGAUUGUCACGAAAAAGUCUGACAUCAAUUUGUGCAAGAAUUUACUCUGAGUACAUGAGACCCAGAAAACA